This is a messenger RNA of Parus major (Great Tit), 2390 nucleotides long. It is a transcript of the gene LARP6, whose product is annotated as La ribonucleoprotein 6, translational regulator. Gene Ontology annotation, biological process: RNA processing. The record is from RefSeq and is a predicted model, not a curated record. Gene Ontology annotation, molecular function: mRNA binding. The coding region runs from base 16 to 1482 and encodes 488 amino acids. Gene Ontology annotation, cellular component: nucleus. NCBI's taxonomy places the organism in Eukaryota, Metazoa, Chordata, Aves, Passeriformes, Paridae. The transcript is spliced from 3 exons.
CGGCCGGGGAGCGCCAUGGCCCAGCCGCAGCCGGCCGAGCCCGGGGCCGCGCCCGCCGGGCCGGAGCUGCCCGCGGGGAGCGGCCCCGUGCAGAUCCGAGUGGCCGUCCAGGCGGCCGCCGAGGAGGACGAGGAGGACGAGGAGGAGGAGGAGGGGGGCGGCGGAGCGCCGUGCCCCAGCUGCAGCGAGGAGGACUCGGGGCGGUGCGAGCGCUCCAGUGGUGGGGAAAAUGAUGAUGACUCUAACCAGAACUGGAAACCACCAGAAAAUGACCUGAUCCAGAAGUUAAUAGCACAGAUUGAAUACUACUUCUCUGAUGAGAACCUUGAGAAAGAUGCCUUCCUUCUGAAGCACAUAAGAAGAAAUAAGAUGGGCUAUGUCAGUGUUAAACUCCUCACUUCAUUUAAGAAGGUGAAACACCUUACCCGUGACUGGAGGACCACAGCCUAUGCACUGAAGUACUCGAACACUCUGGAGCUCAAUGAUGAUAACAAAAAGGUUCGAAGAAAUACUCCAGUUCCAGUGUUCCCAAGUGAAAAUGUCCCUACCAGGAUGCUACUGGUGUAUGAUAUCCACAUGAUUUCUCAGCUGCAGGUCCUUAACAAAGAAGAAAACGGAUGCGUGCAAGAAAGGAUAAUGGAGCAUCUCCUCAAAGCCUUUGUAACUUUUGGUGUAAUUUCAUCAGUUCGCAUUCUCAAGCCUGGCAGGGAUCUCCCACCUGAUAUCAGGAGGGUCAGCAAUCGGUACACCCAGCUGGGAACCCAGGAAUGUGCAAUUAUAGAAUUUGAAGAAGUAGAAGCUGCCGUACGUGCUCAUGAUUUCAUGUGUGCUGGAAACAAAGAGACCGGCAUGAAAGUUGUCCUAAUAGGCAUGAAACCACCAAAGAAAAAAGUUCCCAAAGACAAGAAUCGUGAUGAAGAUACCAGCAAGAGCCUUAAGAAGACUCGAUCCCUUAACAAGAGAGUUGAGGAACUUCAGUUUGCUGGUGAUGAAUCUUCAGCAAACAGCUCUUCUGACCCAGAGAGCAAUCCUACGUCACCGCUGGCAGGACGCAAACGUACCACGUCAAAUACUACGACUAAUUUGAGCCCUGUCAUCCACCCAAACAACCAUUUGAGCCCUAAUAUGUCACCCAGAUCAAGUCCUUGGAACAGUCCUUCUUCACUAAGAAAAGUAACCAAAAAAUCUCCGCUGGCUGAAGACAGCAAGCUUAACCCAAGCACUAGCCCUGAAAUUCCAAGGAAAUACACUGAUUAUUCCUCAGAUAGCAGCAUCACUCCUUCUGGGAGCCCCUGGGUGCAAAGAAGAAAAGCCCAAACUCUGACACAAGAGAAGAGUCCUGUCAGUAGUCCCAUGUUGGUUCGGAAAAUACAAAAUGCAGAUGGUCUCCCUGUAAGGGUGCUGCGGCUGCCUAAAGGUCCUGAUGGCACCAAAGGAUUCCACAAUGGCUGUGAAAGAAGGAAGGCUAUGAAGGGUGAAUAGACUAUUCUUUAUAAACAGUUUCACAAAGCAGCCAACUGCUGGUGACCAAGCCUGGUGAAAAACUGUCACUUGAGUGACUCAGUUAAGUCAGUAUUUAAUUUUAAAAGCUUUUGUAUUUAUACAGACUUUAUCAUUUGUAUAUUUGUAUAUUUCCUUCACAGAACAGAUGAGGUUGGAAGGCAUCUCUGGAGAUUGCCCAGUUCACCUCCUUUGCUGAAGCUACAAGUCACUGAUAGGUUUGAGUAUCUACAAGGACAGACUCCCCAGACUGUCUGGGUGAGGUGCUCCCAUAUUCAACCACCCACACAGAACCAGUCUGUGCCCCUUUCCUGUUACUGGGUAUCGCUGAGAAGUGCUUGGCUCCAUCUACUUCACUUCUUCUCAUCAGAUAUUAAAAACCUUGAUUAGAUCCUCCCCCAGAGCCCUCUCCAUUCCAAUCUAGCCAGCGCCUGCUCUCUAAGCCUCACAGGAGGGACAUGCCAGCCUUUUAAUCAGCUGAAUAGCUUAGCUAAUGCAGGGCCCUUACCUGCAUCCAUUCUUUUUAAUGGAUUAUUUUGAAACACCUAAAUAUUCAAGCAGGAAUAUAAAUCAUUGAUGUAAGUACAUUAUUUGCCAAGCUAGGAUCCUGAGGAGCAGUAUGUACUUAUGUAUGGUUUAGUGGUUGUAUUAUGAAAAGCUAUGGAAUGUUAGUCUCAUCAUAAGGAGCUGAGGUUUUGAAGACUUCCUGUGUUUGCCUCAGAAGGAACUGAGAAACCAAUGCCACAGUGAGCAGUUGUUCUCACAUACAUCACCAAAGCAGUAUUCAAUAGUACCAGUGUGCAUUUCCAUGAGUAAAGACUCUGAGUACUGGAGACUGCUCUGUAAGUGUUCUCUUGUAUAAUCAGAUGGAAAUAAAAAUAUUAACUCUA